Molecule: messenger RNA, 2655 nt
Organism: Brienomyrus brachyistius
Lineage: Eukaryota; Metazoa; Chordata; Actinopteri; Osteoglossiformes; Mormyridae
Product: plasmolipin-like
Exons: 4
Coding region: 1705-2259 (184 amino acids)
Biological process (GO): myelination
Cellular component (GO): membrane
Molecular function (GO): structural constituent of myelin sheath
Source: RefSeq, a predicted model, not a curated record
CUGAGAUAUUUCAAGCCUUUAUUUGUUAUAAUUUUGAUGAUUAUGGCUGACAGAUUAUGAAAACCCCAAAUUCGAAAGCUCAGAAAAUUAGAAUAUUACGUGAAAUCAAUAACAAAAAAGAAUUUUAAAUAGAGAAAUGUUGGACCCCUAAAAAGUAUAAUCGUACAAAUGUAAAUGAAUUACUGCCUCAAUGCAGGGUGGCAUGGAGGCUAUCAGCCCGUGGCACUGCUGAGGUGUUAUGGACCCAAAAACCCACAGCAGCCCUUCGUGGAUCAGGAUUCCCACCCCAGAUCUAGCCUGUUUCACCUGUAUGUAACUGGUGUAUGUAGGUCCACUUGGUGCGAUAUCUGUUAAUGUAUCAUUCAUCUGUGCAGUUGCCCAUGUGCAAUAUGUGUAAAGGUGUGCACAAAUGUUUCAUAAUCUUUCUUAUAUAUUUGUGUUUUGUUUUAGUAUCUUUUUUGUUUGUUUGUUUUCUAUUGCUGUUUUGUUUUAGGCUUCUGUAACAAGUAAAUUUCCCCAGUGGGAUCAAUAAUGAGUCUCUCUCUCUAUAUAUAUCUGUCUGUCUCCCUUUUAGAGUGUUGUAAACACUCCUUUGUUAUUUAAACCACAAACCAGGUUAUUUUGUCAUUGGUUAUUUAUUGCCUUCCUGUUGAGGUGUUUUGGGCAACUUAUAAGGCCGCCACUAAAUUGACUCCCAAGUGAGGUGUUCCAGGCACAUGCCACUGGGUGGGGCCCCCUGGGGGAAAAGGUGCCUAAGGAUGAGCCAGAAUGUGCAGGAUUGACCUGCUCAGCCUGCUGUCUAGCGCGGCUCUCGGCAGCAGGUGAGGUAUGAAAAUGACGAUUUUAUUUAUUUUGAUUCAUUGUGGGCUGUGCUUAUUGUCUGGUAUUUCCUUGUCACUAUUGUCUGCAGGAAGUGUGCAAGAAAGAAGUUAUUAGUACUACUCAUGAAAAAACCAUGAGACUUAAAUUCACCUGCCAGUUUCAAGCGGGUCAGUGACAUGUUUUUUUAAAAGAGUAUCAUUUAUGUUAUGUCUUUACAGUUUUGAGUAGCGGCCUUUUCAGAAUAUACUAAUAUAUAGACUGAAUCUUCUAAAAUUGUUCUGAAACAUGACUGUGAAGUCCUGAAUGUUUUUGCCCAAGUAUUCAUUCAAAGCCACAUCACUGCUUUACAGGAUUUAAUCAAACAUCACAAAUGGCUCUUUUGCACCCUCUGUUGCCUGCAAGGCUGGUUUAUUUGUCUCGCCCUUUUGCCUGCUUUACUUGGGUUUUGUUAUUUGAUCCACGUGGUAGGGGGCAGAUUUCUGCUCGCCCUGACACUGCUUUGGCUUCUGAUCGCUCUCCCCAAAUACGAACCCAGACUGUGCGUUAUGGUCUGAGUCUGUCACUGCCACUUCCUGGAGGACUCUGCGCUCCAUUAAUUAUUCACUCAGGUGAGUGGCUGGUCCCGCCCACCCUUUAGGAGAACCUGCGGGGUGAGCGAGAGAGUGAAAGAGACUGGCGGAACGACAGCGAGAGCAAGAAAAGAAGUAAAAGGGGGAACCAGAGAAAUAGCUGGACUCUGGACUAAGACUGGGCUCUUUCGCGAUCGUUGCGGCGGAGUUUGCGCAUUCCUCCAUGUGAGCGGAUUUAAUCAGAAGGAGCAGCGUGUUUUUUGGUCUUUUUGCGUGAAGUAAAACAGGAACCGUCCCAGGUGAGCAGGAAACCAUGGCAGAUUUUCCUGGCAAGGUGAACACUGAAACGAGCACCCCCUCUUCCCACGGGGCUGGAGGGGGCAGUGUCCUGGGCUUUGCCUCUCGCUAUGUUUCCAUGGAUAUGCUGUUCAUCAGGACAAUCCCAGCCAUCCUGAUGCUGGUGGAGAUUGUUCUGGGACUGCUGGUGUGGGCAUUGAUCUCCAGCACCCAGCUCACACUGAUCUCCGCCUAUGGCUGGGUCAUGUUCGUCAGUGUGAUUCUCUGGAUUCUCACCAUCGUCCUUUUCUGGAUCCUUUUCCUUGGCCUCCAGUACAAAUUGAACUUGGUGCCUUGGCAGUUAGUGGUGCUGGUGUUUAACGGUGUUGCCGCUGUGCUGUACCUCACUGCUUUCAUUGCCAACGCCGCAUCUGUAACACCCUAUUCGGGAACCACGGAUUACAGCCGCCUGGCUGCCGCAGCGUUCUUCGGAAUCUUGGUGACACUAACCUAUGCAGCCAGCACAUUCUUUGCCUAUAUGGCCUGGAAAGAAGAUGGAGGCAAUGCAGCCAACAGCACAAUCCCAGAGUAGAUCCAACAGCAGCAUCUCUGGGAAGAUCCGACAUCAUAUCUUAGGGCAGACUCACAGCACCAUUCUGGUGCAAAACCAACCACCCUUUCCUAGGGUAAACCCAGUGUUACAUUCUCAAUGAAGACCCAACAGCUGCAGUAGUAGGUAAACCCAACAAAACCAUUUCAGAUACAUGUAAUGAUCAAAGCCAGGAAAUGAAGGUAACUACUGUGUUGUAAAUAUUGUACAGGUAACUAUGAUGUCACAUGAAGCAUACACCAUAAUUCACUGGUACGUCCCAGUUUAAGAGAGCCACAGUGUGUACAUACAUAAACAUAUUAUUAAAAAUAAAAUUCCAGUGCUUUAGGUGGAACUAGAAAUGGAAGAACUUAAAAUGCACUUAUAUAUAUAUAAAUA